ACUGUAGCAUCCAAUUGCUAGCUAACCACAUUUGACCCUGUGAGUGUGCUGUGAGCGACAAGACAUCCGGGCGGUGUGGAUGGAAGAUGGCGACACUUAUCCUCCCAGGCGAAUGGGUCAAAAAUUGGGAAAAAACAGGAAAACACGAAUUCGUACAAUUCUGCAAAGGACUUACAGAGAAAAUAGAUCAUGGAUGUCGGAUUAAAGAUAUCCAGACAGCCUUAUAUGAGCUCUGCUGGCAGGUUGUACAAGGUAACCUCAAGUUGGACCUCAUCGUUAACGUUCUUGGAGAAAUGAUGGAACUUCGAGAUGACAUGCCAUCAAUUUUAGUGGAUGUGUUUAGUAUUCUAGAUGUAGAAACCGUUGCACUGGAGGAAAAACACAAACGUGACCAUUACAUCCAAUUAGUGGGAGCAUGUCUGGUUUUUGUUCCAGAGGUCAUUUUGAAGGAGCGUCUGGAUCCAGAAACCCUUGAAUCUCUUGGAUUAAUAAAACAAGCCUUUCAGUUUAAUCAGAAGAUUGUAAAGAUCAAGACCAAACUAUUUUACAAGCAACAGAAGUUCAACUUGCUAAGGGAGGAAAAUGAGGGCUACGCCAAACUAAUCACAGAGCUCGGCCAAGACCUGUCCGGCAGCAUCACCAGUCACAUUGUACUUGAAAGCAUCAAGUCCCUGAUAGGAUGUUUCAAUUUAGAUCCUAACCGAGUUCUGGACAUAAUCCUGGAGGUGUAUGAGAGUCGAUCAGACCAAGACGAGUUCUUUCUGGCCCUCAUCAAGUCCUACAUGUGCGAGCCAUUGACUCUUUGCCACAUCCUUGGCUUUAAAUUCAAAUUUUAUCAGGAACCAAAUGAGGAAACGCCUAAGUCACUGUACCACAUUGCUGCUGCUCUGCUUCAUCACAAUCUGAUUGAUUUGGAAGAUCUCUAUGUACAUCUGUUGCCACUAGAUGCCACCAUUGUAGAAGAACACAAACGAGUUCUUUCAGAGGCCAAACAGAUUGCCCGCAGACUAGUCAUGGUUGUGGUGCCUUCAGACAAAAGUGAGGACAAGGAAAAGGAGAAAGACAAGGAAGAAGAGAAGACUGAGCAGGCACCUGAUAACCAAAAACUUGGUUUGUUGGAAGCACUACUCAGGAUUGGUGACUGGCACCAUGCACAGAGCGUAAUGGACCAGUUGCCUUCCUUCUAUGCUACUUCCCAUAAAUCUAUUGCACUGGCACUCUGCCAGCUGUUACACCUGACAGUGGAUCCUCUUUACCGCGGGUCUGGCCUCCCAAAAGGAGCACGGGGACGUGUGAUUCAUCCACUGAAGAGCAAGCGCGUCCCUCAACCUGCAGAGAGCUUUGAAGACUUGCGUAGGGACACAUUCAGUAUGCUGGGCUACCUGGGCCCUCACCUCGCCCAUGACCCAAUCCUUUUUGCCAAGAUUGUACGCCUUGGCAAGGCAUUCAUGAAAGAGUACCAAUGCAGCGAGGGCUCAGAUGUCAAAGACAAGAUGGAAACGCUACUAAGCUGUUUCCUGAGUAUUGCAGACCAGGUGCUGCUCCCCUCCCUCUCUCUGAUGGAUUGUAAUGCUUGCAUGUCUGAGGAGAUGUGGGGUCUCUUUAAGCUGUUUCCCUACCAUCACAGGUACCGCUUAUAUGGACAGUGGAAGAACGAAACAUAUUCCAGCCACCCCAUGCUGGUCAAAGUCAAAGCUCAGACAGUGGAAAGGGCUAAAUAUAUUAUGAAGCGGUUGACCAAAGAGAAUGUGAAACAGUCUGGAAGGCAGGUUGGCAAACUCAGCCACAGCAACCCCACCAUUUUUUUUGAUUAUAUGCUGUCUCAGAUCCAGUGGUACGACAACCUCAUAGCUCCAGUGGUGGACUCCUUGAAAUACCUCACCUCCCUCAAUUAUGAUGUCUUGGCAUAUUGCAUCAUAGAAGCUCUGGCCAAUCCCGAGAAGGAGAAGAUGAAGCAUGACGACACCACCAUCUCAUCGUGGCUACAGAGCCUGGCAAUUUUGUGUGGAGCCGUCUUCAGGAAAUAUCCAAUUGAACUGGCGGGCCUUCUUCAGUAUGUCACCAAUCAGCUAAAAGCAGGAAAAAGUUUUGACCUGCUAAUCCUGAAGGAGGUGGUGCAGAAAAUGGCAGGGAUUGAGAUAACAGAUGAAAUGACGUCAGAGCAGCUUGAGGCAAUGACAGGAGGGGAACAACUCAAAGCUGAGGGUGGCUACUUUGGUCAGAUUAGGAACACUAAAAAGUCAUCGCAGCGUCUGAAGGAUGCUCUUCUGGAUCAUGAAUUUGCCCUGCCACUGUGUGUACUCAUAUCUCAGCAAAGAAAUGGUGUGGUUUUCCUAGAAGGUGGCGAGAAACAUCUCAAACUAGUCGGUCACCUCUAUGACCAGUGCCAUGACACAUUGGUGCAGUUUGGGGGCUUCUUGGCCUCCAACCUCAGCACAGAGGACUACAUCAAGCGUGUUCCUUCCAUUGACAUCCUUUGUAACCAGUUCCACAUUCCACAUGACGCUGCCUUCUUCCUUUCUCGACCAAUGUAUGCCCAUCAAAUCUUGUCCAAGUAUGAUGAGCUAAAGAAAGCUGAGAAAGGCAACCGGCAGCAGCAAAAGGUGCAGAAGUACGUGGCGGCCUGUGAGCAUGUAAUGACACCAGUGCACGAGGCUGUGGUGUCCCUCCAUCCACCCAGAGUUUGGGAAGACUUGCGCCCCCAAUUCUACGCCACCUUCUGGUCUCUUACCAUGUAUGACUUGGCUGUGCCCCAUGCGGCCUAUGAGCGGGAGAUCAAUAAGCUCCAGGCUCAGAUCAAGGCUAUCGAAGAUAAUCCUGAAAUUCCUAUGAAUAAAAAAAAGAAAGAGAAGGAACGGUGCACUGCUCUGCAGGAAAAACUGCAGGAGGAGGAGAAAAAGCAGUUGGAGCAUGUCCAAAGGGUGCUUCAUCGCCUCAAACUGGAGAAAGACAAAUGGUUGAUGACCAAGUCAACUAAGAAUGAGACCAUAACAAAGUUCCUACAGCUCUGUCUGUUCCCUCGCUGUAUCUUCUCCUCCAUCGACGCUGUGUACUGUGCCCGCUUUGUUGAGCUGGUUCACCAGCAAAUGACACCCAAUUUCUGCACACUCCUGUGUUACGACAGGGUAUUCUCAGCCAUCAUUUACACCGUGGCAAGUUGUACAGAGAAUGAGUCUCACCACUAUGGGCGCUUCCUCUGCUGCAUGCUGGAGACAGUGACCCGCUGGCACAGCGACCGUGCAGUCUAUGAGAAGGAGUGUGGCAAUUACCCUGGCUUUCUGACCAUCUUGAGAGCCAGUGGCUUUGAUGGAGGGCAACAAGCAAAUCCACUCGAUUAUGAGAACUUCAGGCAUGUGGUGCACAAAUGGCAUUACAUGUUGACAAAAGCUUCAGUUCAUUGUCUGGAAACUGGAGAUUAUACCCACAUCCGAAACAUUCUCAUUGUUCUCAUCAAGAUCCUGCCAUGUUACCCUAAGGUUCUAAAUCUGGGCCAAGCUUUGGAGUACCGUGUCCACAAGAUCUGCGCUAAGGAGAAGGACAAGAGGCCAGACCUCUAUGCCUUAGCGAUGGGUUACUCAGGUCGGUUGAAAAGCCAGAAGGUGCAUAUGGUCCCUGAGAAUGAGUUUCACCACAAGGAGCCACCAGUACGCAAUGCCACCCCUGCCAGUCAGCAGAAUGGCCCCGGCAGCACAGGCAAGCCUGCCGCCACCACGAUCAAGGCAGAGGAUGGAGUCUCAGAUGAUGGUGAUCGGGGAAAGGAUAAAUCUCAGACCACAAAGCCAGUAAACAAAGCCAACAGUGCAGCAACUAAAUUGACAACCAGCAAUGGGAAUGGUGCCCUUAAUAGCGCUAAAGCCGUAAAAGAGCGGGACGACAAAGAGAAGAGCGGCAAGGAGAAAAAAGAGAAAAAAGAAAAGACGCCAGGCAGCACUCCAGACACAAAGGCAGAUGUCCGCCGAGAGAAGCUGAGAGAGGAGAGAGCAGGGAAGGAUGAGCGGGCAGUUCGCGAGGGUAAGGAGAAGACACCCAAGUCUGACCGAGAGAAAGUUAAGGCUGAGGAGAAGAACAAAGACGACAAGGCCAAAGCAGGCAACGGGGAGCCCAUGGAGCCGUGCAGAGAGCGCGAUGCCAUCAAGGAGUCGAAGAGCAAGGAGAAAGGAGACAGGACCGCUGUGGCCGGGUCCCUCAAGUUACCAGUUCCAAGAUCAGAGUCAGCUGAAUCUGAGAGGGAUCACAAAAGACGAAAGCUCGACAGUCACUCUUCUCCGUCCCACUCCUCGUCUGUUAAGGACAAUAGCAACGAUCCCAAGGAGUCCACAUCCAAGCACCACAUCAACUACAAUUCUGUAGCCCGGUCCAAAAGCAGAGAGAGGGAUCCAGAGAAUGCACUAGGCCGUUGCAAAGAGAAGAAGGAAGAAAAGGAGCGCAAAGACAGGAAGAGAGACCAUGCUGUUGCUGAGCGCGAGUCCAGCCAAGAACCCAAACGCAGAAAGGACGAGAACGGAACCAACUCGUCCAAAACCAGCCAGAGUGUAAGUCCCUGUGACUCCCCAGUCUCGGUGGAAAAAGAGAAGAGCAAAAGAUCCAAAUCUUCCAGCAAAGAGAAGGGAGACUCUGUCAAGCUUGAGCGGACCUCCACCGGAGGAAAAAAGGAGUCCCGACACGACAAGUCUGAAAAGAAAGAGAAGAGGGACAGCAGCGGAGGAAAGGAAGAGAAAAAACACCAUAAGUCGUCUGACAAGCACAGAUAAUGUGCACUGAUCAGUGAAGGUAAGAUGCUUCUUCAUCACGCCCUGGUGGAAGGACUACGGUAUGCUCGUCUCUAAACGCCUUCUCUCUCCUCUGGUCGUCGUGUCCACCAGCAGAUAUGGAAACGCUGCUUUUAUUUGGGAGACAUCCACAACUCCAUCUGUACUUUGUUAACCUCCAUUCCUACCUAGCUCCUCCUUUUUUAUUUUUAAUGAAUGCCCUCCCCUGUGCUGUGUGCUGCUAUGGCAUCACAUCAUUAUUUUACGAUUUGUAUCCCCCCCGCAGAAAUGCUCUCCUGGCCAUGUUGCAAUUUAGUGAAGUGGUUACUGUAAGAAAUGGAAACGAUGAUCUCUGUGUAGCACCUGCCUGUGGAUUCAUGUCUUUUUGUUUUUGUUUUUUUUGUUUGUUUUUUUUUGCUUUGGCUCAUUUUAUUGAAGUUAAUAUGCUUUCCAUACUCAAUACCCUCAUAUGCAUAGAUCAUUUUUUUUAUUUAUUUAUCUCCACUUUUUAAUCCCUGCUUGACAAUAGAAUAAAAAAUGAAAGUGAGUAAAAAAAAAAAAAAGGACCAUUUUGUAAAUUGUGUACAAUAAUAAAGAAGGUAACAUGUUUUUUUUUCCUUUCCCUUUGUACGUCCCACAGUGUGUCAUGAUGUGGUUAUGUGUCAAUCGCAUUUUUACAUAAUUUAUGACUGUAAAAAUGGCAGUUAGACUCGAUUUAAGUACAGAAUUGUUACAGAAUGCCACACGGCAAAACAUUCUGAAGCUCUGUUCUCCAAAAUGAAAGACGUUUUGGAGAUUUUAUCUGCUGUACUCAAUGAGUGAUUGCUUGUUUUUUUUGUUUUGUUUUAUUAAAAAACAGACAACAAAUAAAUAGUUUCCUAUAGUG
Molecule: messenger RNA, 5634 nt
Organism: Dunckerocampus dactyliophorus (ringed pipefish)
Lineage: Eukaryota; Metazoa; Chordata; Actinopteri; Syngnathiformes; Syngnathidae
Gene: thoc2
Product: THO complex 2
Exons: 38
Coding region: 87-4751 (1554 amino acids)
Biological process (GO): mRNA export from nucleus; mRNA processing
Cellular component (GO): THO complex part of transcription export complex
Molecular function (GO): mRNA binding
Source: RefSeq, a predicted model, not a curated record